Messenger RNA from Poecilia latipinna (sailfin molly), 1635 nucleotides. Its product is annotated as retinol dehydrogenase 8. Bases 365 to 1291 code for a protein of 308 amino acids. Gene Ontology annotation, cellular component: cytosol; cytoplasm. Gene Ontology annotation, biological process: estrogen biosynthetic process. The record is from RefSeq and is a predicted model, not a curated record. Gene Ontology annotation, molecular function: estradiol 17-beta-dehydrogenase [NAD(P)+] activity. NCBI's taxonomy places the organism in Eukaryota, Metazoa, Chordata, Actinopteri, Cyprinodontiformes, Poeciliidae. The transcript is spliced from 7 exons.
AGUCUUUAAAUACAAUUCCACGAAAUGUUGAAGGAUAUAAAAAAGAAAUAUAUACAUAUAAGAGACGCAGUGAGUAAUCCAGAGUAGAAAAUACCCACCAAGAACAAAAAACAACAGCAGCAAUAUAAAUGGUCCUACAGUUUGUGUAUUUGGAGUAAACCGAAAAACUACAACUCCCAUAAUACAUGAGCCGCUUGAGUAAUCCCUGAGACUUUAGCCGCCUGUCCCGACAUUUGAGACUUCGUUAUGUUGUUCAGUGUUUUUGCAGCAAUUCAUCGAUGCACUGUUGACAAACUGUUUUUCACGUCAGUGAGGACCAAACAGCUCGCUCCGCAGUCCACUGGUAAGUCUUGAGGUCGCCACCAUGGGGACCAGGAGAGUGCUGGUUACUGGUUGCUCCUCUGGUAUUGGCUUGGCUGUGGCAGUACGCUUGGCCAAGGAUGAGACCAAACGGUUUAAAGUAGUUGCCACAAUGAGGGAUCUUGAGAAACGUGGCCCUUUAGAAAAAGCAGCAGGUGAUUUAUUAAAUAAAACCCUGGUGAUCCAAAAGUUGGAUGCCUGCUGUGAAGAAUCCAUCAAAGAGUGCAUCAACAGCAUCCCCAACCGACAAGUGGAUGUCCUCGUGAACAAUGCGGGCAUUGGCAUGAUUGGACCACUGGAGUGCCAAAGUAUUACCUCAAUGAAAGAACUCUUUGAAGUCAACUUCUUUGGCCUGGUGCGAUUGGUGAAAGAGGUGCUGCCAGACAUGAAGCAAAGGCAGAGUGGCCAUAUCGUGGUGAUGAGCAGUGUCAUGGGGAUACAAGGACUUCUGUUCAACGACAUCUACUCUGCGUCCAAGUUUGCUGUGGAAGGAUUUUGUGAAAGUCUGGCAGUGCAAGCAAUGAAAUUCAACAUCAAGACUACACUGGUGGAACCUGGUCCUGUGAUGACAGAGUUUGAAAGAAAAGUGUAUGAGGAUGCAGAGAACACAGAUCUGUCUGAGACAGACGAGGAGACGGCCAGGAUCUUCCGUGACAUUUAUCUUCCAUACUCUAGAAAGGUCUUCACAACUUUAGGCCAGACACCAGAGGAUGUGGCCGAGCAAACACAUAAAGUGAUUACAGCCAAGGAGCCUCCUCUACGGCACCAGACCAACCGACUGUACAUGCCCAUGACUGCACUAAAGCAUGCAGAUCCCACUGGCAGACUUCCUCUGGAAGCUUUCUAUAAAAUGAUCUUUAAACAUGACGCUGUUUUUAACGCCACCUUGGGGAUUCUGCGCAUGAUGAAUCGGAGGAAGGGGAACAAAUAAUAAUUUAAUGGAAGUAGAUGCAAUAGUUGAUUAGGGUUACUGCAGUUAUUCUUGUAAACAAAUAAAUCUUUUGUUAGCUUUGUUACCCUUAGAAGAGGAUUUAAUGAUUUUUCUUUUUUCUUUUUGAAGAUAUAAACUGGAUGUAUGUGAUCCUUUAAAUUUAUUGGUUUGAUUUUGGUCAUUAGAAACUCAGGUGUUUUUUUUUAACCCUUCAAAGCCUGAUAGAAGAAAUUGUUCUAUACUUUUAAAAACUGCACUGUCUAUUAUAUGCUUCUGUCAAAUUAUGUCUAUUUAAAUAUUCCUAUUUUAUGUUAUUGCAUUAAUAAAUUAUAUCUUGAAAACUG